Molecule: messenger RNA, 1620 nt
Organism: Ostreococcus tauri
Lineage: Eukaryota; Viridiplantae; Chlorophyta; Mamiellophyceae; Mamiellales; Bathycoccaceae
Product: unnamed product
Exons: 1
Coding region: 1-1620 (539 amino acids)
Source: RefSeq, a predicted model, not a curated record
AUGGCGGCGGACGCCGUGAUCGUCGACGUCGCUCGAUCGGACGAACGCGACACCUUGGUGUGCACGCGCGCGUCGUCGUUCGCGGAGACGACGUCGAGCGGUGCGGCGACGCGCGCGGAUGACGGACGAUGGCUGGUGUCCGGUCGAGCGCUCGCGAGCGCGGGCGUUUUGGCGCUCGUCGCGGUCGUCGGGGCGCAUCACGCGUCGCGACGGGGCGAGACGCGCGUGGGAGGGCUCACGGACGCGUUCGCAUCGCUCGGUGACGGCGCUGUACCGAUGCUGAAACCCAAGGAGAGGCAUCCGCGGUUUGUGGGAUUCGAGUACGUCACGCGCUGCAUACCGGACGAGCACGUCGAGCGACACGCCGAGUUCUUUCAGCACGAGAUCACGGGGGCGACGCUGGUGACGAAGUGCAACAAUGGACACGCGGGCUGGUUCUGGGAGUUCAACCUGAGAAAUCCACACACCUCGUACGAGAUGGGGAAGAAGUUAGGCCCUCCGGGACACUGGGAGACGCGCGCGUACGUGGACAACACGUGCGAGUACGGGGUCGUGCUGCAUAAUGCUGCGGGAAAACGUCUUUGGGAGAUCGGUGGUACGAACAUGGACGCGCCGCUAGAGACGGCACCGGGGGACUGUUCGUCACGAACUCGAGGAGGUUCUAACGUCUACCACAACCGAGGAAUGUGGGACUCGCCGCAAAACAAUAGCGUCAAGUGGGUAUGGGGGACGUGCCGUCAGGAGUGCAGGAAGAGGUGUGAUGUGUACGCGCUGAAAGAUGACUUGCGCUCUCCCACAGGCAAUUUGCUGCGACAGCGCGAGCGAUACGCCAUACACCCGGAUUUAGCCGUCGGUGAUAGGGGACGACUGCACGCGGUGGGAAGUAAAAAUUUGCGCAGGAUCAGCGCCGGCUACGAAGAUAUUUGGGCGCGAGAGGACGGUAAUGAUGUGCAGCAGAUUCUCAACGUCCACGAUAUGAAUGAGACAAACUCCCCGUGGCACGACGCGUGGAAUUUGCGUGAACGUAAGGACGACGUCGCCGUAGGAAGGAAUAGCGUGUACUACAAGGAGGGGGCCGGAUUCAAGCGCGUCGAGGGCAUGUUAGAUGGCCACGGUGCGUGGCGAGAUAUAAAGAGUAAAAUUGCCGUCUGGGGUCGUGAGUACUUCGAGGCAGGAGACUGGUUUUGGAGUUCGCUUGGCGAUCGUCACUGGGCGUGCAAGUUGCCGUGCGAUGAAAAUUCUCAGGGGAUCCCCAAAAUUCCGUUCGUGGAGGGGGAGCGCGGCACACCCGAGUGUCACGCGAAUAAUGAGUGGAUCUUUUGUCUCGGCCCUACGACGAAGAAAGUGUACCGAACGCAAGUAAUCGUGAAUGCCUGGGACGAAGUCACGGGAGCAAAUUAUACGUGGGACAAUCCCCCGCAGAACGUGUGGACGCUCGUUCCGAACGCCACGGGGUAUUCCAUCGGGGUGGGCAAACUCGCAGUUUGGAUCGUUGACGACGCCACGCGCGAGGCACGUUACUGUCCACUCCCCUGCGCGUCGGGCGACUGGCGCGUCCCGGAAGCAUUUGCGGGCGAAAGACUCAUGUCCAUCAAACCUUCCUUGUUCGAAGAACAGUGA